This is a messenger RNA of Onychostoma macrolepis, 4863 nucleotides long. RefSeq lists its product as uncharacterized. Bases 80 to 3124 code for a protein of 1014 amino acids. The record is from RefSeq and is a predicted model, not a curated record. Lineage: Eukaryota; Metazoa; Chordata; Actinopteri; Cypriniformes; Cyprinidae. The transcript has 11 exons.
CACGACAUGUAAACUCAUAUCAGAAAAUCAAUGCCUGAUCUGGUUUGUUGAAUAAAUAUUGAACACAUCAGAUUUCAUAAUGGUGUUCAAUGUUUUUAAAAGUUUCAUAUCCAACACUGCUGCUGAACCAAGAACAGCAGGUAGUCCAGCUUAUGGCUGUGUGCUUUAUAAUGAAGCAUACAUCUGCAGCGGUUCUCAGUAUCACAUGUACUGCAACACAAGAAUGCAUCAUUUCUAUUACCAGAGGGAUCAAGACCAACACCAGUACCACUGCAUGAGUAAUGACUGUAUCUGUGUUGGUAAUAAUGACAGCUGUGCAUGCUACAAUGAUACUAAAUCCUGCUUCUGUGAGACUUUCAGUAAUAACAUCACUGUCCCUACAGCAGUUAGUCCGGUCUAUGACUGUGUGCUUUAUAAUGACACAUAUAUCUGCACUGGUGCUCAGUACCACAUGUACUGCAACACAAGUGUACAUGAUUUCCAUUACUAUAGAUACCAUUACCACUGUGUAGAUGAUAACUGUAACUGCAUUGGUGAUGGGGACACCUGUACAUGCUACUCUAAUACGUCAUCCUCCUGCUUCUGUACAAAUUCUAGCAAUAGCAUCACUAUCCCUGCAGCAGUUAGUCCAGUCUAUGACUGUGUGCUUUAUAAUGACACAUACAUCUGCACUGGUGUUCAGUAUCGCAUGUACUGCAACACUAGAAUGCAUAAUUUCUACUACUGGAGAUAUCAGAACCAAAACCAAUAUCAGUACCAGUGCUGGAGUAAUAACUGUGACUGCAUUGGUAAUAAGGACAACUGUACAUGCUACAGUAGCACUUUGUCCUCCUGCUUCUGUGAGGCUUACAGCAAUAGCAUUGCUCUCACUACAGCAGUUAGUCCAGUCACAGACCCUGACUGUGUGCUUCAUAAUCAAAUGUUCAUCUGCACUGGUGCACAGUAUCGCAUGUACUGUGAUACACGUAUGCAUGAUUUCUCCUAUCAGAGAUAUCAUUACCAAUACCAGUACCAGUGUGUGAAUAAUAACUGUGACUGCACUGGUACUAAAGACACCUGUACAUGCUCUAGUAGCACUUUGUCCUCCUGCUUCUGUAAGACUUAUGGUAAUAUCAUUGCUCUCACUACAGCAGUUAGUCCAGUCUAUGACUGUGUGCUUUAUAAUGACGCAUCAUACAUCUGCACUGGUGCACAGUACCACAUGUACUGCAACGCAAGUCUACAUUAUUUCUAUUACAGUAGAUACCAUUAUCACUGUUUAGAUGAUAACUGUAACUGCAUUGGUGAUGGGGACACAUGUACAUGCUACAGUAACACUUCAUCCUCCUGCUACUGUACAAAUUCUAGCAAUAUCAUCAAUAUCCCUGCAGCAGUUAGUCCAGUUUAUGACUGUGGGCUUUAUAAUGACACAUACAUCUGCACUGGUGCUCAGUACCGCAUGUACUGCAACACAAAAAUGCACUAUUUCUUCUACAGGAGAUAUAGAAACCAAAACCAAUAUGAAUAUGAAUAUGAAUGCUGGAGUAAUAACUGUUAUUGUGUUGGUAAUAAGGACACCUGUACAUGCUACAGUAGCACUCUGUCCUCCUGCUUCUGUGAGACUUACGGCGAUAUCAUUGCUCUCACUACAGCAGUUAGUCCGGUCUAUGACUGUGUGCUUUAUAAUGACACAUACAUCUGCACUGGUGCUCAGUACCACAUGUACUGCAACACAAGUCUACAUUAUUUCCAUUACAGUAGACACCAUUACCACUGUGUAGAUAAUAACUGUAACUGCAUUGGUGAUGGGGACACCUGUACAUGCUACUCUAAUAUAUCAUCCUCCUGCUUCUGUACAAACGACAGCAGUAGCAUCACUAUCCCUGCAGCAGUUAGUCCAGUCUAUGACUGUGUGCUUUAUAAUGACACAUACAUCUGCACUGGUGCUCAGUACCGCAUGUACUGCAACAUAAAAAAUCAUUAUUUCUUCUACUGGAGAUAUAGAAACCAAAACCAAUAUGAAUAUGAAUGCUGGAGUAAUAACUGUAACUGUAUUGGUAAUAAGGACACCUGUACAUGCUACAGUAGCACUCUGUCCUCCUGCUUCUGUGAGUCUAACAUCUUCACCCCAACUACUGCAGGUCUUAUCACACUGCCGGACCAGUGCAUGAGCCAGACCUCAGGAGGAUGUUCUCAAGAUCUUCUUGAGCAGGUCGAGAACAUUACAGCUCAAGUGCUUCCUUUGGACACUGUGAUGAACAUUUUGACUGUGGUCUUCAAUGCUUCAGAGAAGAUUUUAGAGACAUCAUCAGCAAACCCAACUGAAUUAGCCUCCUAUGGAAACCGCAUGUUAAAAACCAGCGAGAAACUAAUUUCUACAUUAGUGAAGCCGACAGUCACAAGUGACAGUGUCGGUUUUACUCUUCCUGCUGUAGAGGGUCAAGUCUUCAUGGUUGGACCACUGGUCACCUUAGAUAAAACCCCUCGACUUGAAACAAAAAGUUCUUCUGUGGACAUCGAUCUCAUUGGGAUCGCCAAGAAUAACAAUGAAAGAGCUGCUGUGGCUUUCAUGAGCUACAACACGAUGGAGAAUCUACUGAAGCCAGACUUCUUCAACACAUCAAAAGACACGAUUAAAACCAUGAUGUCUACUGUGAUCUCAGCUACUCUUCCCAAAACUACCAACACUACACUCACCAAACCAGUCAACUUCACCUUCAGACACAUCAGAGAGUUUGAUUCCAGCGGUUCUCUGUCCUGUGUGUACUGGAAUAUCAGCGAGUGGAUUGUAGAUGGUUGUUCUGUUUUAAAGACCAACAGCAGCUACACUGUGUGUUCCUGUGUUCAUUUGUCAACAUUCGCUCUGAUUCAAAUCAGCAGCCGCCCACCAAAGAUGGAUCUGGUGAUUUUGGUGUCUGUGACCGUGGUGCUGGCGUUCUUCAGUUUGGCCCUGUUGACCUUUGCCCUUUGUCGGUGGAGUCCUGUGCGUGAUUGGAUACAUGGUUGCAUUGUGCAUGGUCCUGAAGGCUACAACAGGGAAGAGUUACGCUGCAGUACACGGAGUGCUUCAGAUGUCUUUGCUGUGGACUCAAAACCAACAUCAAAAGUGUCCCAAAAAACACAGACAACCACAACAUCAUUUUAACCCUAGAAGGCAUGAACCAAAAAAUAAAAAAUAAAAAUGCAUAAAGGGGGUGAAAAUGACCCACUUUGGAAAUAAUGAUUUACCUUAAAAAUAAUUGAAGAAAUAACAAUUAUAUAGUAAUACAUAUGUCUUAUUAUUGAAAUAUAUUAAAAUUUCUGUAUCAUCAAUUAUUUUAAUUAUCAAACAUAUUUUUGUCCAAUUUUAUAUUGGCAAACAAUUAAAUUUAUUCAUUUUAAAAUACAGUUGCACUUUUCCUAUACAAACUCUAAACUAAUUUAGAUCUAGUGUAAAGUAUAUUCCCGACUGACCCUUCACUCCCACAUUUCUCACAGACCAUGUGAAAAUGAUCUGCAGGCAGAGACAGAACAUUUCACAUCAGAUUUGCACCUUUCUAAGCAUAUCUUUUGGGCAGAGUUUGAACCUCUCCCUUUGUUUGGGCCUUCAGCUGUCCUUUGCUGUGGCCUUUAUCUACUCAUGCAUCUGAAAUCACAUACAAUCUGAGCAGGUUCUACAUUUGAGAGCUUCAUGACUGUUAAAAAAAGUAUACAUGUGUACAGUAUGAGUACCGUAUGUACUACAUCUGUUGCCAUUUUAGCAUUAUCAUGUGAGCUGCGGAGUAUCAUUUGCCUGCCAUUCACUACUCCUCACAUGGUCUGUGGACAGUAAAUUGUCCUUUAGAUGUGAACUUCAGAAGUAGUAGGUCAUCCAGGCACUUUUUUGCUAAUUCUUAGCUCAGAGCAACAAACUCACCAAAGAUUUUUAAGUAAUCCAUGAAGUUUCAAGGAAAUAAUAUAGCCGACAAAACUGUAUCCAAAAAUACUGUCGAAAUUCCAUAGGUAAUGAAUACAGGUCAAUUUGACCCCCUUUAUGCACUCUUGAGGUACCGAGACUUUUUUCUUUUUCUAUUUUGUGAACAAGAAAUAUAAAAAUAACAUUGAUGAGUCAAGUUUAAAAAAAAAAAAAAAAAUCAUGGAAUAUUAAAUAUAUGUUUUCAUCGAUAAAACAUUUAAACAAAUCACAGUGUGCCAGGUCGAUUUGACCCCCUUAAUGCAUUCAAGGGUUCAGGAAAUAUAAAGCACCAUUAUUAUUAUUAUUAUUAUAAGACCAAUUCACACCGACAGACGCUGCAAUGUGGACAAUCACCAUAUUAUUGUACCUCAAUUCUCAGACUUUCCAUGACCCGACCAACACCAACAGAUCCCAACAGAGGUAUCACUAAUCAGACAAAAUUAAUGAACAUUUCUCUUGCUGUCUGUUGGUUCAGAGUGAAUUGGCCUAUAGUAUAAACUACAAUUAUAUAUAACUGUAACUACGCUCUUAACACUAACAUGUAAACCUCAUAAUCUAUUUUUAAUUUUGUUUAUUCAUAUAUAUAUAUAUAUAUAUAUAUAUAUAUAUAUAUAUAUAUAUAUAUAUAAGGGAAAAAACGAAGGAUUUUAUGGUGGUGGGUGAAAAGCUUAUUUUUCAGAUUCCUCAGAAUAAUCAAACGUAAAUGAUUUCAAGUAAAUGUUGGCAAAUGGAAGAUCUAAAACUAUAUCAUGUGUGCAUGGUAAAGGGAAAUUAAUUAACAUUGUACAGCACAGUUGUUUAGUGGUAAAGUUAUGAUUUUGUAAAUCUUGCACCAUUACGUUUUUGUUUAUUGAGCUCAGAAAGCUAACUGUUUCUUCUGCAAGGACUCAUUUUACAAUACAUUACUUUAUUCAUAUGCCUCUUACAACAUAUACAUAAAUAAAUAUAUA